AUGAAACUCACCACCACACUUUUCCCUCUCUGGCCACUCACCCUCCUCGUGACUGCCCCUGGCGCCCUCGCCCAAGUCUGCGAAUGGUACCUCAACCCCGACGAUUGCAUCUGCAUGCUCUCCACCGACGGAUCUCUUUUACGCAGCCAAACGGCCUUUUGCUGUAAGCAAUUGGGGUACAGGACGAUGAAUAGUGUACCUACCUUCCCAGUUCCCCAAUUCAUACCACCUCAAGUCCUUAACAUAGAAGGAUAUCUGAAACACUUGGACAUGGGGAAUGGAUACCGUCUGACCAGAGGACAGAUCUGUGGCGUCGACCGCAAAAACAGACAGCUGUUCAAGGAUUGUUGCAAGGGGUUGGGCCAGGAGAGUGUAAUUGGGCAUUGUCGCUAG
Messenger RNA from Neurospora hispaniola, 393 nucleotides. RefSeq lists its product as uncharacterized. Lineage: Eukaryota; Fungi; Ascomycota; Sordariomycetes; Sordariales; Sordariaceae. The coding region runs from base 1 to 393 and encodes 130 amino acids. The record is from RefSeq and is a predicted model, not a curated record. The transcript is spliced from 2 exons.